AUGACACCUCGUGCAGUUCUAGUGGCGUUUGUUCUGGCGCUAUCCCUGGCAGGAGCUAUACCACCGGCUGCGCCGACCGGUGCCCUGGAGGCAACGGAAUUCAUGCAGGAAAUUGAAAACGAGUGCCGAAACGCCACCGGAAGUGACAAAGCUUUCCACGAGCUGAUGCAUGUUUUGCAUCAGGAAACCCCGCGCUGUUUUACCGGUCACGUGAACAUGAGUUUUCUGCAAACAUCGGUUGACAACUUGAGCAAGCUGGAGCAAUCCAGAAUAUUGGAGCAAAUUUGUGGGCAAAUCGAACAAUCUCUAACCUGCAUUGAUCCGGUGGUUGAAAAGGUAAAACCGUGCUUCACCGAUCCGGAUGAUAUGGAAAUUUUGCAGAAAAUCGUUGAUACAGUGCCGGAGGCACUGAAGUUGGUUUGCAACGACAGUGGAGCCAUGCUGUUAAAACUUCGUGAACCACUUUCCCGAUCGUGUGCCAUCGAACUGGCCCCGGCUGUGGACGAGUGCAUGGACUUGGUUUCCAACAAAACCAUGGAAAUGGAUUUGAAGAAGUACACCAUUACCGAGUGCAACGAAAUCUAUAAAAUGCGAGACUGCAUCAACAAUCAUAUCCGGGACUGUGGAGCAAUGAGUUACCUGGAAUUGUUUAGCUUGUUCUAUCGGAAUCUGCUGAGCCUAACGCCCUGUAAAUGA
Molecule: messenger RNA, 696 nt
Organism: Sabethes cyaneus
Lineage: Eukaryota; Metazoa; Arthropoda; Insecta; Diptera; Culicidae
Exons: 5
Coding region: 1-696 (231 amino acids)
Source: RefSeq, a predicted model, not a curated record